CAGCUGUCAUUUGCAGUAACCAAGGCGACUUUCUAUAGGUAACGACAAUUCUCCAGCGCGUUUCGACUCCAGCCAUUCUUUAUCAUGUGAGCGAUGUGGCUGUCGGGAGCCGGCGACAUCCACAUUACAGGGCGUAGAGUCUUGGGCCCUUAUAUGCAGCGGAGCCCGUGACACUGGAAUGGCCACUCAUGAUGACAAAGGUAUCAAAAAGAAUCUCUGUAUUUGAUAUUUUCCCAGAAGACAACAGAACUCAGGAUGUGUCCCCCUUAGGUACCGGAGAAGAAGCCACAGUGGAGGCCAAUGCAGUUCAGCCAGUGGAUGAGUCUGCCGUCAUCAUCUCAACAGCCACUGAGCUGCAGAAUGUUUCUGGAUCUGAGACCUUGUGCAGUUCAGAGGAGAAAUCGCCCCUGUGCUCCCUACAUCGUAUGUCCAGAAUCCUCAUCCACAUCUCCAUCGUCCUGUCCAUUGUAGCAGCAUCUCUGUCUGUGCUUCUGAUCUUGCAGUAUUUCUAUUGUCCUUCGGUGCAGCGCGCCUGUCCGGACUAUUUGGAGGCAUGCGCUCCCUCGUUAAACUGUUCCCAUGCAGAUGGUGCCAACCUCUGCCCGCCUAGCAGACAGCCAAGCAAUCGGACCCUGGCCAGCGAAUACCGGAAUCCUGUGCUGCUGCUGACUGGCGGCUCGCUGCUUCAAGUCUACAGCGUGAACAGCGGGCGGUAUUACACUGUGUGUCACCAGGGCUGGGAGACCUCACAUGGCUGGACAGUCUGCAGAGAACUGGGGUUCAAUAGCCACACAGUAUUAUCUUCCCCGCUGCCCCUCGGUGGCACAGAGCCUGCCUGCCGAGAAUCCUUUGCGGUGAUGAAUAAAACCACCGGAUCUCCCAGUAACUUGGAUGGAUUCCUGAAUCCUGUACAGAACUGUCCAGAUGAAGAGGGCGUAUCGCUGCAGUGCACGGACUGUGGCCGUUCUUCUGCUGAUGGCCAACGUAUAGUUGGAGGAUCUCCAUCGGCCUGGGGACGUUGGCCAUGGCAGGUCAGCCUGCGCUGGGAUGGACGGCAUGUCUGUGGAGGGUCCAUCAUUUCUUCCCAGUGGGUGAUGAGUGCGGCCCACUGCUUUGUCCUGUCCAACUUCCUUAUGGUGGCAAGGUGGAAGGUUCACGCCGGCUCUACCUCCCUCAACCCGUCCACCUCUCACUCUGUCCGGAGCAUCUACUACAACGGCCUGUACAACCCUGAAACCAAUGACUACGAUGUCGCUCUGCUGAAAACUAGCCAGCCCAUGGGCUUCACUGAAACCCUGCGGCCCGUGUGUCUACCCAGAACACGUCAGAAGUUCCAGAGCAUGGGCAACUGCUGGAUCAGCGGAUGGGGACACGUGAGUGAGGGAGGUCAAUUGUCUCCGGUUCUCCGAGAAGCCAAGGUCCAUCUGAUCAGCAGCCAUCUCUGUAACCAGUCCUCAUAUUACCCGGGGAUGAUCACGGCCCAAAUGUUAUGUGCCGGCUACCUGGACGGAAAAGUGGACUCCUGUCAGGGGGACAGCGGGGGUCCUCUCGUCUGCCAGGAGGGCGGCUUAUGGUGGCAGGUCGGCAUCGUCAGCUGGGGAGAAGGUUGUGGGCGACCGAAUCGGCCCGGAGUCUACACCAAUCUCACCACACUUCUGGACUGGGUGUAUCACCGGCUUCAGACCGACAGCGAGAUUCCGUGAGAAAGAAGACGAUCCUCCGGGAUUAU
Molecule: messenger RNA, 1729 nt
Organism: Bufo bufo (common toad)
Lineage: Eukaryota; Metazoa; Chordata; Amphibia; Anura; Bufonidae
Product: transmembrane protease serine 3-like
Exons: 14
Coding region: 189-1703 (504 amino acids)
Biological process (GO): proteolysis
Cellular component (GO): membrane
Molecular function (GO): serine-type endopeptidase activity
Source: RefSeq, a predicted model, not a curated record